Molecule: messenger RNA, 1254 nt
Organism: Kwoniella botswanensis
Lineage: Eukaryota; Fungi; Basidiomycota; Tremellomycetes; Tremellales; Cryptococcaceae
Exons: 2
Coding region: 1-1254 (417 amino acids)
Molecular function (GO): protein binding
Source: RefSeq, a predicted model, not a curated record
AUGGCAGUGAUAUUGAGGAGUAAUACCGAUCUGGUGUAUUUGCCUGAUCAUGGGUUCGUAGGAGAGGAAGGAGCCCUCCGUAUAUUACCUCAGAUAACCCGACAUAUUCACCGUCUCGACAUCUCUCACAACCUCCUCGGCUCCUCCGGCACCCUAACGCUAUUCAAGGGUCUCUCCACCUUGCGCUUACGCCAUUCUUCCCCCGAGUUAGGCCUGGGCAUGUGGGGUCUGAAAGAGGUUAAUCUGGGUAACAACAGUUUAGAUGAUAUUGCUUUUGAUGGUGUACUAGCUUACGCAAAGAAGGACGUAUGGUUGAAGAGAGUUUUGGUUCAUGGUAAUGAAAUUACCUUAGAUGAAAAGAACGUGGAUAGUAUUGUGAAUUCUCUGAACGGUAGUCAUAUAACUUCUUUGUCACUCGUUAAUAACACUUCGAUAUCCCCUAAAGGUUUAGUGAGGCUUAUCGGAUUAUUAGAUUCGACCGAACUGAAACAACUUUUAUUAUCUGCUUGUAAUCUAUCUUCUGAAGAUGGAUUGAUAGAAACCAUAGUGGACUAUUUGGCAUCAAAUAGAUCAAGAAAUUUAGAAAGUUUAGAAUUGAAUGGGAACCAUCUUGGUGGAAGUGGAGUGACGAAAAUUGUUGAUUGUAUUGAAUUGAGUAAUUGGACGGUAACGACUGCGGGAUUAUUGGCGAAUCAUAGUUUAUCGGAUCAACUGGUUCCAAUCGACGAUAACAGUAAUGGCCACGAUGGGAACGGCGUCAAUGGAGGUAAUAUGGUAAAUAGAGCAGAAGAGAAUAAAAUAAUGGAAUAUCAAGUCCAUCGAAGAUUACCCGAGAUCCUGAAUCGAAAUAGGAUAUUAACCAAACGGAUACGUCUGGCAGCCCUCAAAGCUUUAGUUCCAGCUAGGAUCAUACUCAAUGCUAUGCCUUUAACGGACGAACAGACCGCUCGUAGAGUCAUCGAUGAUAUAUCUCAAGAUGUAUCAUAUAAUAUGGCAGGAUUCAGAUUGUUGGAAUUACCUGAAGAAGUGAUACAGCUGAUUGUGAGGCAUACGUCCGACGAUCCGUGGGCGUUCAGUGAAUCCCAAUGGACAAGAUUAAGGAAGGAGGUCAGUAAUAGAGAUAAUCUGAGGAAAUCUUCCGAGCUGGUUAAUAGUAGAUUAAGAGGGAAGUUACCAGAUGAGAGGAGGGAAACGAUGAGGGAGUUGAAGAAUGAUUGGUUAAGGAAGGGAAGAUGGGAUAAAUGGGAGAGAUGA